Molecule: messenger RNA, 609 nt
Organism: Anisakis simplex (herring worm)
Lineage: Eukaryota; Metazoa; Nematoda; Chromadorea; Rhabditida; Anisakidae
Source: the annotation of a GenBank genome assembly
AUGUUAAGAAACGUCACACGUCAGCGUACACUGCUGUUGCAAUUCGUGAUCGUCAGUGCCAUUCAGUGGCUAUCAAUUGAUUGCUAUGAACGUAUUGAAAUCUCGGAUAUUGGUCUUGACGUGUUGCCUCGCACCACACCGCCCGAGGUGAACGGAGUGAAGAAUUUGCAACGUUCGCGAACGUUAAUCGGCCGAAGUAUUGUCAAGCAGAAGCUGGAUCAUUUCAGCGACAACGGAACAGGCCACUGGAAUCAGUGGUUUAUGCAUCGUAAAUCGCCAUCACAAGCACCCGAUGGACCAGUUUUUUUGGUACUUGGCGGUGAAGGUGCUGCAGACCGAAACUGGCUCAGCAAUCAACAGCUGCCACAUAUUUUACUGGCCGAUCAGAUGAAUGCAAGCAUUUAUUUGCUGGAACAUCGAUAUUAUGGGCUGAGUAGACCGGCGAAGGAUUUAUCGAAACCAAAUUUGAAGUAUCUGAACGCAAGACAAGCGAUUCGAGACGUGGAAAAUUUUGUGGAUCAUAUUAAUAGACGUGAACGAAUGACUGAACCCAAAUGGAUUGCACUUGGUGGAAGUUAUUCUGGUGAAUCAAAGUUUUCUUCCUUCUGA